AUGGACUGGAGCUUGCCAACAGACAGCGGUCGGAGCGAUUGUGGUGAUGAUCGUUUUGGCCAAGUAUAUAUCCGGCGCUGGCGUAGCCAACGCCGGGUGCAGAUCCACCACGAUGCCAUCUCGCCUUUUAUAGGCGGUGAUCUCGAAAACGUCUUUGAGAGGACACUUGUCGGGAGGCUGUCCCUGCCCGAUAUUGCCCAGCAGGUGUUGUCUGAUGUCAAGGACGAGAAGACGGAAGUGCCUCUUACUUAUGCCAAUUUUCAGAGCCAUUUGGGCUUCGUCUACCGUGAGAGUUUCUACGGUGUUUUGGAAGACGAUCAGUCCUACGACGAUGGCAAUGGAGUGUCUCUGUCAUCGCCUCCUGAGAUUGCCAAGGAUACCCUAGGUGCUGCUCGUCCCACUGAAACUUUAAGGAUCUAG
Molecule: messenger RNA, 420 nt
Organism: Colletotrichum orchidophilum
Lineage: Eukaryota; Fungi; Ascomycota; Sordariomycetes; Glomerellales; Glomerellaceae
Product: NPP1 domain-containing protein
Exons: 1
Coding region: 1-420 (139 amino acids)
Source: RefSeq, a predicted model, not a curated record